AUGAACAUAAGCGUUCAGAUACAGGUGCUAAUCACCGUACCUAGUUUUGUCAUAACGCCAUCUCUGGCUAUUGAUGUGAAAUUCGGCAUAAGUGACUCCGUAACGUUCAUGUACCUGGUUAUAAAAUAUGGCUUGUCAGAUGGCUCGCCCUCGUGCACCCCAGCUUUCGCUAUGGACCCGACGCUGAAACAACAUCACCUCGAGUCCACGUCAGCAAACCUUGGUCGAGCUCAGACGGCAAACAACGCUGCAAAAAAUCCACCUUGUUUUGCAAACGCGUCGCCGCCUCUGAUAAAGUUGCAUACCCGAUACUUUGCUACCAUGUUUACUGAGGUCUCUGCUUGCGGAAUGCAACUCGGUCGAGACUGCACAGCGGUUGUUGCAAGCACGGCUUGCAGAAUAUCAAGGGAAGUGUACAGUGAACGGCCGGGGUUACCGUCCACUGUCACUGUGGGACUUGGGUCGGAAGGCCACACAGCGAGAACAUUCCUAACACAUGACGACAAGAAAUCCAAAAAUCCAGCUUCCACGAACGUCCGGUCAGCAGCAACAAAGAACCGGGCUAGUGUACGUAUUUCCCCACUUCUUAUCCUAAAAUCCACGACCACCUUCCCCCACGUGGGUUGGUUGCUUCCCGUGAGAUCUGGCAGCGCUGCGCCGACGCCCCCGAGCAUAUAUAAAGGGACGGGGUGCGGUUGCUUCCAGUUCUGUUUUUGUGAGUUCGUUCGUUCGAGUGUCCUCAGGAUGAAGCUGGUGUCCGUCCUCCUCGCAGCGUUGGCAACGGUGCUGGGCCUAUUGCACUGUGCAAGGGCCCUCCCCCACCCCUUCCCGCACGCUGACCCUGAACCACGCCGCUCUAGCAAGCCUCUAUUUGACCCCAAGUUCAGCUAUGGUUACCGUUCCAAGCCCUAUUACGGCGACUACGUGCGUACCUACCGAUGGUGACGUGGUUAUGGGGUGGUGAAGUGUG
Molecule: messenger RNA, 970 nt
Organism: Penaeus monodon (black tiger shrimp)
Lineage: Eukaryota; Metazoa; Arthropoda; Malacostraca; Decapoda; Penaeidae
Source: RefSeq, a predicted model, not a curated record